AUGAGGAAAUGAAGGCACAGAGAAGUUGAGAACUUGUCCAAGGUCACUAAGCAGGAUGCAGUGUAUCCAUCUCUAACGCCAAGCUCAGUUCUGGGUGCCCAGCCUUGCGCAGGACACACUGGCGCUGCAGCCGUCCGUGACAGGAUGAGCCCGCUGCUGCUCGUGCUGCUGCUCCUGCUGCCCUGUGCCCCUGGACUGCCCUUCUACAAUGGCUUCUACUACUCCAACGGCCCCAACAGCUGGGGCCUGGGCCACGGCCACAGCGAAGGCCUCUUCAACGGAGUAAAGCUGGUGGUGGAGACGCCCGAGGAGACCCUGUUCACCCACCGAGGGGCCAAUGUGACCCUACCCUGUCACUACCACUACGAGCCAGCCCUGGCCUCCCUAAGGCCUGUGCGCAUCAAAUGGUGGAAGCUGUCGGAGAACGGGGCUCCAGAGAAGGAUGUGCUUGUGGCCAUCGGGCUGAAGCAUCGCUCCUUCGGGGACUACCAAGGCCGGGUCCACUUGCGGCAGGACGGGGAGCGUGAAGUCUCACUGGAGAUCCGGGACUUGCAGCUGGAGGACUAUGGGCGCUACCGCUGCGAGGUCAUUGAUGGGCUGGAAGAUGAGAGUGGCCUGGUGGAGCUGGAGCUGCGGGGCGUGGUCUUUCCCUACCAGCCCCGCCAGGGGCGCUACCAGCUCAACUUCCAUGACGCCCAGCUGGCCUGUGAGGAGCAGGAUGCGGUUCUGGCUUCCUUUGAGCAGCUCUUUCGGGCCUGGGAGGAGGGCCUGGACUGGUGCAAUGCGGGCUGGCUGCAGGACGCCUCGGUGCAGUACCCCAUUAUGCUGCCCCGACAGCCCUGCGGCGGCCUGGGCCUGGCACCCGGCGUGCGAAGCUACGGCCCGCGGCACCGCCGCCUGCACCGCUAUGACGUGUUCUGCUUCGCCGCUGCCCUGAAGGGGCGGGUAUACUACCUGGAGCACCCUGAGAAGCUGACCCUGACAGAGGCAAAGACAGCCUGCCAGGAGGACGGGGCCCAGAUCGCCAAGGUGGGCCAGCUCUUCGCCGCCUGGAAGUUCCGGGGCCUGGACCGCUGUGACGCUGGCUGGCUGGCAGAUGGCAGUGUCCGCUACCCAGUGGCUCAUCCUCGCCGCAACUGCGGGCCCACUGAGCCUGGUGUCCGAAGCUUUGGCUUCCCAGACCCGCAGAGCCGCAAGUAUGGGGUCUACUGCUACCGCCAGCGGUAG
Trichechus manatus latirostris (Florida manatee) is the source of this 1227-nucleotide messenger RNA. It is a transcript of the gene HAPLN3, whose product is annotated as hyaluronan and proteoglycan link protein 3. NCBI's taxonomy places the organism in Eukaryota, Metazoa, Chordata, Mammalia, Sirenia, Trichechidae. Gene Ontology annotation, molecular function: hyaluronic acid binding. Gene Ontology annotation, cellular component: perineuronal net; synapse. Gene Ontology annotation, biological process: cell adhesion; positive regulation of neuroblast proliferation; skeletal system development. The record is from RefSeq and is a predicted model, not a curated record.